Messenger RNA from Galeopterus variegatus (Sunda flying lemur), 1556 nucleotides. RefSeq names its product isochorismatase domain containing 2 (gene ISOC2). The coding region runs from base 567 to 1211 and encodes 214 amino acids. The record is from RefSeq and is a predicted model, not a curated record. Gene Ontology annotation, cellular component: cytoplasm. NCBI's taxonomy places the organism in Eukaryota, Metazoa, Chordata, Mammalia, Dermoptera, Cynocephalidae. The transcript has 6 exons.
AUAUUCUAUUGUACAGGUAUACCAUCCUGUCUUUCCAAGACCUGGAAAGGAAUUCAGCCAGCUUGUUUUACACAUGGGUAAACUGAGCUUCAGAGAGAAGUCAGUGCCCACACUGGGGAAGUCAGACUUGAAGGAUCUCAAAGCACUGUGGCUCCCACAGGCUGUGAAGGAGGGAGGUGGCAGAGCCUGGAAAGAAUACAGCUCUUUUUUUUUUUCAGCAAUCCUGGCUCCAUGGGCUACCAGCUCUGGGCCCUUGGGCUGGUCACUUCACUACUCAGGCCUCAGUUUCCUCUUAGGGGAGUGGUGAGGAUCAGAGUUGCAUCCUUCAUUCAGGAGUCCCCUGAGCAAUGGGCUGGGCACACGACAUAGAAGGACAGCUGACAGCACCCCCCUGGGCAGAUGGUAACUGAGAUCACAGAAAUACACAUUGACAUUGUGCACAGUCUCCAGGAAGAAGGCUAAGGGGCUGGGAGGGUGACACUGGGAGCUUGGAGUGGACAUGACCACAGAAGGCUUCCCUGAGGAAGUGGCCUCCAAGCUGGAUAGAACAGAAAUAAGAAAGAAGCAUGUUCCAGGAUCAAAGAACAGCAGAUGCAAAGGCCUGGAAGGAAAUGGCGGCAGCAAGGUUAGGCCUGGGCCGAGUCCACCCAGGAUCAGCCAUCCUAUUUCUGUGCGACAUGCAGGAGAAGUUCCGCCACAAAAUUGCCUACUUCCCGCAGAUCGUCUCAGUAGCCUCACGCAUGCUCAAGGUGGCCAGGCUGCUGGAGAUGCCCGCUGUACUGACGGAGCAGUACCCACAAGGCCUGGGUCCUACGGUGCCCGAGCUUGGGGCUGGGGACCUACAGCCACUCACCAAGACCUGCUUCAGCAUGGUGCCCGUAUUGCAGCAGGAGCUGGACAGUAGACCCCAGCUGCGCUCUGUGCUGCUGUGUGGCAUUGAGGCACAGGCCUGCAUCUUGAACACAACCCUGGACCUUCUGGACCGGGGGCUAGAAGUCCACGUGGUGGUGGAUGCCUGCUCCUCACGCAGCCAGGUAGACCGGCUGGUGGCACUGGCCCGCAUGCGGCAGAGCGGGGCUUUCCUCUCCACCAGCGAAGGGCUCAUUUUGCAGCUUGUGAGUGAUGCUGCCCACCCCCAGUUCAAGGAGAUCCAGAAGGUCAUCAAGGACCCUGCCCCAGACAGCGGGCUGCUAGGCCUCUUCCAAGGCUAGAACUCCCUCUUCCAUUGAACUCCUGACCCUGCCUUCAGGGAAAACCACCCUCAUGUUGCCCUGACCUCUGGAAGCGCUUUCCCCCCAUCCCUGGAUCCCAAGAGUGGUGCGGUCCACCGGGAGUACCACCCCCUCAGGAGAGGAGGCGAGGUGCUGCCUUCCCAUUGGGCGAUUGUUCCCAGAAAUGCAAAUGAGACUCCUGGAAGCUGGUGGGAGUUGGCUUAGCUGAGGUGGAGGUGGAGCUCAGCCCCGGGCCACUUCACUGGGCGGGAAGGGGAGGGGGAAGGAGUGUCACUGACUGUGGGACGACUCUUAGAAUAAACAUUGAUGUGGCUGUGGACCGAA